GCACAUUUCCUGCGUAAACGCCACCGCCCUCUUUUCUCUUCCCCAUUCAUGAAGCGGACGUAAAGCGUGAGCCCCUCCUUCGGUGGAACAGGCUCUGGCCCUUUAACGCAGCUGAUGUAGGACUUCAUCUCCACAUCAUGGCCUCCACGCAGCCGACACCGCCGAGGAUGAAGCGACCCGCCGGCGGCCCUUCCCUUCCCGCAGCGGAGACGGACGUCAAGCCGAAGCAGAGGCACCGGUAGAGGCGAGCCGCGCCGGGGGAGAGCCGCCUCACCCAACCCCCCACCACCCCCGAUGCCACCCCGGUCUCCUCCAUGCCUUCGUCUAAAGCCCGGUACAGCUACUCGAUAGAGAGGGGAGCGAGCCCGGGCGGCGGCGGCAGAAACAUGAGCACGAACCGGGAUUAUUCUGUUAAUCUGUCGGUGCAGCAAGUGCUGAGCCUCUGGGUGCAAGGCGCGACUCUGCAGCACUUCGCAGAGAUGUGGUACUGGGUGUUCCUGUGGUGUCUCUUCUCCUCGCUCUUUGUCCACGGGGCGGUGGGGCUGCUCAUGUUGGUCAUGCUGCAGCGCCACAAGAGGGGCCGCCUCAUCACCCUGGUGCUGGUCAGCGUGGGUUUCCUGGCAUCCGUCACCGGAGGCGUCAUCACCAGCGCGGCGGUGGCCGGAGUUUACCGCGUGGCGGGGAAGGACAUGGCCCCGCUGGAGGCUCUGGUGCUCGGCGUGGGUCAGACCUCCCUCUCUGUCGUCAUAUCCUUCUCACGCAUCCUGGCCACUCUGUGAAGAAGACCCUCGACAGGUUGAAGCACGGACGCUGACACGAGAGGAGGAGCGCUGAUGAAUCGAGCCAAUCAGAGACUAAGACGCACUCGUCCUGACCGGUGUGCGGAAGCAGCGGAGGCAGAGAUGCUCUGGACCUUUAGAGCUAGAUGCAGGACAGAGCGCCCCCUGGGUCCCUGCUCUGUUUCUGCCGCAAUCCCACAGCGAUUCAGAGGGAACUUCAUGUAAAAGAGCAGCGGCGGGCGGAGAUCAGGUGGAGAUGGCGCCCUCCUCAGCCUCUGGACUUGAAAGCCAUGUCACGUUCCGGGUGUUUUUCAGAGGUCCACCACUUCUUCGUGCCAACGGCCUCCUCUGGGACGUCCAGAUGCCUUCGUGGCCACUGACUCUUGAAGGCUUUCUGAUGCUGGGAAGAAAACCUAUUUUUUAAAAAGUGAGGACCUGAGAUAGACGAUCAGUGUGUGAAGAAAAUGGAAACAAAUGGAGUUUAUGGAGCAGCAACCGCCGAUAGUCAGCUCGAAGUUUCAGCCUCACCUCCAGGUCGAUCGCUCCCUUUCCUGAGACGACUUCAGAGCUGCACCCUCCCACUCACGAGCGGCAUGCAGCUUUGAGUUUUGCACUUUGCAAAUGUUGGAGACGCUG
This is a messenger RNA of Paralichthys olivaceus (Japanese flounder), 1415 nucleotides long. RefSeq names its product transmembrane protein 170B (gene tmem170b). Gene Ontology annotation, cellular component: plasma membrane. The record is from RefSeq and is a predicted model, not a curated record. NCBI's taxonomy places the organism in Eukaryota, Metazoa, Chordata, Actinopteri, Pleuronectiformes, Paralichthyidae. Gene Ontology annotation, biological process: negative regulation of canonical Wnt signaling pathway.